AUGAAAUCUUCGCUCAUUCUCCGGAAGGACCGUGAAACCCCCAAUUCUCAAGGCGAUUCCCCUAACCAUCAUCGGCCUCUCCAUCAACUUCGAAGUCAGGCUCGGGUCGGGCCCACUCUUAAGUUUAGCUACAGGUCCGUGAAGACCGACGUCGGGAUAUUCGGGACUUUUAGUGAAAAAGGUCACGAGGACUGUCAGACAGUUUUCUCCUCAUUUGGCAGCAAAGAUGAGACCUCCUCUCACGUAAGUAUAGUUACUACUAAAUUUGCGUAUCAUCUGUUUCUGGUUCUUACAUGGGCGUGUAAUUUUAGACCUGUUAUUCGAGGGCGCCCAUCUGCAAAACGAGCAAUACAUAUAUGUGGACAGCCUCGAUGGGUAUUCGUCUUGGUAUUUUCUGCAAUGAGUUUCUUCCUCUGGUUUGCUUCAUGUGGUAUUCUCAUGGUCUUAUGGGCCUUUGCUAUUGGACUUCUUGCCACUCUCAUUCACGCGAGCUUUAGAACACCCAACUUGAAAGCUCGCCUGAACACAUUCCGUGAAGAAUUCCGUGCCGUUUGGCAUAAUUAUAGUGAGCUGUAGCUUGUCUGUAGCAGAACACAUGACAGGUAAUUCAACAUAUAUCCACUUAUGAUUGAUAAACCAUAUCACUUCAUCAUAUCCAUUUAUAUACAGUCCUUUUGUUUUAGCUGGUGCCAGAUAGUCUUCAUCAUCUUCACCCUUUUUGGUUGCAUUACCUUCUGUAGUGUACUUUUCACGGUGCUUCUGAAAAAUAGUCAGGGUGGGUUAUCAUGUUUAAGCCAGUUGGCUUGCCGAUACCCAUAUGGAAUUUGAGGCUCUUACUGAAGAUCGUCACUGAUACAUGUUUUCUGUAUAGUCUA
This is a messenger RNA of Striga asiatica, 875 nucleotides long. NCBI's taxonomy places the organism in Eukaryota, Viridiplantae, Streptophyta, Magnoliopsida, Lamiales, Orobanchaceae. The record is from the annotation of a GenBank genome assembly.